AUUUUUCGCACGCUUUUAUAUAUUUAUAUAUUUUCAUUUAAAACUUUCAUUUCCACAUUAUGAGCAAUCGGACUUCGAGGCGAGCCAAAUCGCCAGCCAUGCGCAACAAUUUCAGCGACAUUGGCGUAACCGGCAGAAAAACUGGCGUCCGCGCUGCUGGCGGAGUCACCGUUGACAACGACGGGCUCGAAAACGUAGUCGAAUUCUACAAUAAAACCUCGCCAACACAGCCCGCCAAACCAACACAGCCACAGCCACAGACGCUCCACGCACUCCUCAGCCCCACGCCUAUCCGCAGCAUCCCGGCGUAUGAUACGCUGAUGGGGGCCCUUGACAUGGGCACGCCCGAGCAGCGGCCUAUUCUCAGAGUCGAUGCGGAGGAGGACGAGGCCAUCCCGACGCCCCUGCAAACCCGAACAUUGAGAGCGCAACUUAUGAACGUUACUGAGAAAGAAACCACCAUUACCACCGCUGUGGCUGCGCCGGCGCCGGCGCCAGCUCCAGUGCUUGUGCUAUCGCAAGCCCCGGUUGCGACAACGGGUGCGAGUAGGAGAAUGACUAUGGUACAGAGCAAGGUGCAGAGAGAAUCGUGGGUCAAUUCGCCGGUCAAGAACAGGAGGGUCACUAUGGGCGUUACGCAGAAGAGAGCGGAUCCAGGCGAUGAGCUGAACUUUGGUCCCGAAGAUAGCACGGACGAGUUGAAUUUUGGACCAUUAGAGACACAGUCGAGAAAAAAGUUGAACGGAGCGAGUGCCACGGAGAAUAAGGCUGAUGAGAAUGACAAUGAAGAGGAGAGGUAUGUGCAUGUGGAGGACGCCGACCAGAAACUGAGUCCCGUAGAAUCUGCCGCCGACAAUGACAAUGAGGAGGAGGAGGAGCCGCAGUUCAACCUCAGUGAACCCGAACAAGAUGAUAACGAGGUGCCCGACCAGGAGCCCGAGCAGGAGAUGCCUGAGGAUGAGGUGAUCCCCGAUUCACAAGAGCCAGCUCCUGAAGUGUCUGAAGCAGAGCAGGAUCCCACUCUCGAAGACCAGUCGGGCGACCAAUCCGUCGACCACUCCGCAGAGCAGCCUCGGCGCCAGAAACAGAUAAAAGCCAAGUCAAUGUCUGCCGAGCAGCCCAUACGGCGCAGCACGCGCGCCACGAUUCAGCCCCUGGCGUACUGGCGCAACGAGCACGUCGAGUAUGAGUACAGCUCCGGCCCGUUACCCGGCGUCCCCGUGCCCAAGCUCAAAAACGUCGUGCGAGUGCGCCAAACUGCCGAAGAGAAAAAGUACGCCAAGAGGCGCCGCACUAAGCACUCCUUGCCAUCACUUCGUCAUAUUCCGCGCAGCGAGUUGGACCCCUCCGACCGCGGCCAAUUUUUCUAUUACGAUGAUGAGAACUACGGCUUCCCCGUCAAGGGCGAUUCGUCGGGGCGCUAUGGGCCUAGGUAUACAGAAAAGGCCAAGGCUAGGGGAUCGACGAAGCGCUCGCUGGAUGACAUGGACGACAACGACGAUAUCCCCGUGGACGAGCGGCCCAAGGUGGUCCUGAUGGGCGAUGGUGUGGAACGCACGCAGGAAAUAGCCAUUUCGCGCCAGUCCAUCGAGUGGUCCAACAUGGACACAGAGAAGGACAAGUACAAGGUUGGUAUGGGGUUGUUUGUUGAACAAUCAGAGGGCUCCGUGGAUGCCAGUUCGGGUGUCAUUUCCAUGGCCGUCGGCGGACAGAAACCCGCGAGAACUGCGGGCCCAAGGACGCUGUUUUACCUGGUCACUUCGGGACAGGUUGAGGUCCAGGUGCACGGGUCUGUGUUUCGUGUGGGAAUGCUGGGCCAGUUUAUGGUGCCCAGAAACAACACAUACUCUAUUAAGAAUGUCGGCACGCAUCCGGCUCAGCUCUAUUACGUGCAUGUCAGUCCACUGGAAUCUGUCACGGAGAAUGUACAGAGCGGUGGCAGUGCUGCUGCCGAGCAUAGCGACAGCGACAUUGAAUAAAUAAAAGUUUCCUUCACUCUUUGUACCAUUCUUUUUUUUAUCGCUUCUAUUUUCUCUUCUUUCGUGACAAUUUAACCUUGUCAAAAAUAUUUUAUACAAGAUAUUUUAAUUCCGAACAUUGUCUUGCCCUGAAGUGUGGGCUUGACUGCGUUAUGACUGGCGGAAUGUCCAAAACGGUUUUUUUAUACUUGGCUUAGCACCAAUGUACAUUGCUUAAAAUAAAC
Molecule: messenger RNA, 2203 nt
Organism: Kickxella alabastrina
Lineage: Eukaryota; Fungi; Kickxellomycota; Kickxellomycetes; Kickxellales; Kickxellaceae
Exons: 2
Coding region: 60-1979 (639 amino acids)
Biological process (GO): attachment of mitotic spindle microtubules to kinetochore; kinetochore assembly; spindle attachment to meiosis I kinetochore
Cellular component (GO): kinetochore
Molecular function (GO): centromeric DNA binding
Source: RefSeq, a predicted model, not a curated record